This is a messenger RNA of Rotaria sp. Silwood1, 378 nucleotides long. NCBI's taxonomy places the organism in Eukaryota, Metazoa, Rotifera, Eurotatoria, Philodinida, Philodinidae. The record is from the annotation of a GenBank genome assembly.
AUGGCUGGAAAUGGUGUGAUUAAAAUUCAACAAGAAUUACUUCAUCUUCAUUCAACUUACAAUAUACUAUCCGUCCUUUAUGAAGAUUCAGAUCGAGAAUUAGUAGUCCUGAAAAAGAAAUUCGCUUUCUUUCAUCAAAGAUUUAACAUUGAUUCUGUUUAUGGUCAAUAUUCUUUAGAACGUCUUGAUAUUUUUGCUCAUUUAUUUACAUUGACAAAAGAUGGAAGAACAGUGGCAGUCGUGAUAAAAACAUUUUUUUCAUUAUCUGAUACUUAUGGCGUUGAAAUCACUGGUGAAAAAGAUCAAGCAUUCAUUUUAGCACUUGUUAUUGUUCUUGAUCAAGUUUUAUAUGACAACAAUAAUCGUCAUGAUAACUAA